AUGGCGCGCGCAAGAGUGCUUCGAGCUUCAGGACAAGCCGCAUUCUUAGUUCUCGGCGGAGCUGCGGCCACCCAAGCACCACGAUACAUCAACUUCCGCACUGCCUUUGCAGAAGCUCCAGUCCCCUCCAAAGACGCACUUCCCGAAAAGAAACCCAUAUACUCCGACCCCGUCGCUCUACCAACCAUCCCCGAACCAUCCCCGACCUCACCAGUUUCCAAGCCCAAGCCCAGCUCUCCGACCCCGACAGACCGACUGACAGAACAAGUGAAAAGAGCGCGGUUGUUCCUGUACGACAAGUCCCUCGCCGCCGAGAAUGGCAUCAACGACUUCUUGACGUGGGCGUUCCAGAAGGAGACCAAUUUCACCAGCACGAUUGCCUCGUUAGCUCCCGCGCCGGAGACGGGCGAACAAGUUCUGCCGGGACUGAUAUACGUGCUCGUCGCGACUAUGGCCGGGUCAAUCGUCACACGGAACCGGGGCAUUGUUCUACGAGCCACGUUCCCGUUGGCCGUAGGAGUCACGGCUGGCUGGUUGUUGAUCCCCGUCACGAUGCGCAACACGUCCGACUUGAUAUGGGAAUAUGAGAAAAGAGUGCCGGCCAUCCGGGACACGCAUCUUCAGAUCAGGAGUUUCACGGAGCAGGCCUGGCAGCAAGCCAAAAUCCACGCGGACGUGGCCUCGCGCUGGGCGGAUGAAAAGACCAGCGAGACGCGGAAGAGAAUGGAAGAAUUGGUGUCCAAGGGGAAAUAG
This is a messenger RNA of Capronia coronata CBS 617.96, 753 nucleotides long. RefSeq lists its product as uncharacterized. Gene Ontology annotation, biological process: cristae formation. Gene Ontology annotation, cellular component: MICOS complex; mitochondrial crista junction. Lineage: Eukaryota; Fungi; Ascomycota; Eurotiomycetes; Chaetothyriales; Herpotrichiellaceae. The coding region runs from base 1 to 753 and encodes 250 amino acids. The transcript has 3 exons. The record is from RefSeq and is a predicted model, not a curated record.